Messenger RNA from Laccaria bicolor S238N-H82, 843 nucleotides. RefSeq lists its product as uncharacterized. The coding region runs from base 1 to 843 and encodes 280 amino acids. NCBI's taxonomy places the organism in Eukaryota, Fungi, Basidiomycota, Agaricomycetes, Agaricales, Hydnangiaceae. The record is from RefSeq and is a predicted model, not a curated record. The transcript is spliced from 4 exons.
AUGUGGUUCCGCCGCUGUGUCUUUCAAAUACCAUUCAAACUCGAUAUUUCGACGUCCGGCAAUCGCUACAUGAUGCUAUGUUCCGGCAAUCACCCUCACCCUACCCACCUUCCUAGGCAUGAUUCACUCUUGCAAUUAUUUUUUGAUUUUUAUAAGUCCGGCCAUCACUACGUGGCAGCACAUAGUGCUGCUUGUCAUUUUCUUGGUGUAACUCCACCCCACGGCUCAAAUUUGUUUUUUCAAGUUCCGGCAAUCGCCCUCCCACUACCCACCUUUGAAGACAUUAACCACUCUUGCACUUAUUUUCAAAGUCUGGCCAUUGUUACGUGGCAGCACAUAGUGCUGCGUUUCAUUUCCUUUGUGUCACUCCACCCCACCGCUGAAAUUCGAUUUUUCACGUUCUGGCAAUCACCCUCCUGCUACGACUCCCCAUUGGUCAUGCAUCACACAGUGCUCAAAUCGCAGGCACCACUCUCGCCUCCCCCCACGCAACCUAUGUCGACCCUGGCCUUGCCACCAACCGAUGCUUUUCAUGACGUCACGCAUGCCACGUCGUCAUCAUCAUCAUCCUCAUGUCUCUCUCCCAUUUUAUCUGUGCAGGGCCUCUCUCCUAUAUUAUCUGCCACAGACUCGCUGGAUGGCACCGAUACCACAUCAUCAUCUUCAUACCAAUCCACCUUGUGCCUGAAGUCUGAAGGCGUAGACCCUCUACUCUCGCCUCUCUCUCCAGAGUGGGACAGCAACAGUAUUUCCCACAUGCAACCCACUGAGUCUCUGGAGCAUUCUUAUCUCUUACGUGAUACCCCAUCUAUGUUGACGUCAUCACCCCUAUCAUCAGUGUGA